GAUUGUGAGCAUGACAAUGCCAGAGGAAGCCAUCUUCAAAAAGGGACCAUACCUAUCUCUCACUCUCUCCUUUUAAUGCCACUUUUCAUGUUGCAGUCGCUCGUAAAUGUUGGGCUUUGCAGUUGCCUCUAACCUGUUGGCAGCUCCAUCUGUCAGAGUACCCAGCUCCAGUGCAGUGCAGCUCCAGUGCGUGCGGGGUGCCGCCAAGGGCAACCGUCCCUGCCGCCAGGGCCCCACAGCCAGAGGACAGAGACUGAAUGUCUACAUCCACGAUGGCAUGAUCGCACACAAGGGGGACAUGAUUGUCAAGCAGAACCGACUCAAAUUCCACCCGGGACUCAAUGUGGUGUUCGGGCCCAGUCGACAGACGCUGAUUGCGGCUGUUGAGGGACGCGUCAUGCUGACACGGGAAAAAGUGAACCUGAACUUCCGCCACCCACGUGUGCAGAAGUUUUAUGAAGGGAGAAACACGGACGCCCUCUACAAGAAGUACUUCCAUGUCAUCCCAAAUCCACAGGGACAGACAUUCCGGCUUGUUUCACAGAUCUAGGACAUUGCGACGAAUGUUUACCAUUAGCAGAAUAAACGUGUUUGAUAUGUGUUACAA
Messenger RNA from Dermacentor andersoni, 607 nucleotides. It is a transcript of the gene mRpL27, whose product is annotated as mitochondrial ribosomal protein L27. Lineage: Eukaryota; Metazoa; Arthropoda; Arachnida; Ixodida; Ixodidae. Gene Ontology annotation, molecular function: structural constituent of ribosome. Gene Ontology annotation, cellular component: ribosome; mitochondrial large ribosomal subunit. The record is from RefSeq and is a predicted model, not a curated record. Gene Ontology annotation, biological process: translation.